UAUACAGAAGUGUUUAAUGUUGAGAUAUCUUCUGAUAUAAUUAUUAUCUUAUAAAAAUUACCUGAAUGACAUCUGGUAACAAUUAAAUAAGAUAUUAACAUUAAAAAGAUUUAGGAUAAAUACUUAAUAUUAAUAAAUUAAAAUAUACUAAAAUUCAUGUACAAUCCAACAGAUAAGCAGAUGUCCGAUCAGUCCGAUGCCGCAUUAUUUGAGGUUAGAAUUAACCGACGGUGUAGUCCUUAAAUUUGAUUCGCCAAUAUUAAUGAUUGUAUGAACUUACUCGCGCACAUUUUCGCGUAGGAAAUUCAGAAAUCGAAAUCUGAUUUCCGAUAAUUGAAGAUAAUUGUUAAUAUUAUUCUUAAAGUUACAAAUAUAUAGGAGAAAUGAACGUGCGUUCUCUAUUAAGGUUAUGUUCCACUAUUAAAAACGUUAAUUUUGACAAACGCAGAUUUUACUGCAGCAGAAAUAUAUUAAAACUUCAUGAGAGGGGCAUGUACGAGGAUAUAUUUCCCGAUACUAGUACAAACGAAAUAGUAAAUUUAUUGAACAAUUCAUCACAAUGUGUCUACGCUGGCUUUGAUCCAACGGCAGACAGUUUGCACAUCGGCAAUUUACUUAUCCUGAUGAAUCUUUUGCACUGGCAGCGAGCAGGGCACCAAGUUGUAGCCCUAGUGGGAGGAGCCACGGGUUUAAUCGGUGAUCCCAGUCAUAGAAAAUCUGAACGCGUCGAAAUGGAAAGAUAUCUAAUCGAAGAGAACAUCAAAUCCAUCAGAAAGAAUAUAGAGAUGAUAUUUAUUAAUCAUGAGGAUUACUUUUGGAAGAACAACAAAACACCACUGAAGCCUCUGAUUGUAGUAAACAAUUUGGAGUGGUACACGAACGUAAAUGUCAUUGAAUUCGUCAGAAGUAUUGGAAAAUAUUUUCGGAUGGGCACAAUGCUGGGCAGAGCUUCUGUCCAAUCGCGAUUGAACUCUGACACUGGGAUGAGUUUCACCGAAUUCACGUAUCAAGUGUUCCAAGCAUAUGACUGGCUUCAAUUGAUGAAGAGAUACAAAUGUCACUUCCAGAUCGGCGGCAGCGAUCAGAUGGGUAAUAUUAUGUCUGGAUACGAUCUGAUCACUAAAAGUACAAGGAAGGAGGUUUACGGCAUAACGCUGCCGCUCAUAACGGCCGAAGGUGGAAAAAAAUUUGGCAAGUCUCUUCAGAAUGCGGUGUGGCUAUCGCCGACAAGAUCCUCGAACUUCCAGCUGUAUCAGUAUUUCAUCAGAACCAAAGAUUCCGACGUCGAGAGAUUCUUAAAACUAUUCACAUUUAUACCAUUGAGUAAAAUUGCUGACAUCGUGAAGAGUCAUAUGAACGAUCCAGAACAGAGGACAGCACAGAAAAUAUUAGCGGAACAAGUUACACUUUUGGUACACGGAGAGGAUGGAUUGUUGGCUGCAAAGCGCGCCUCUGCAGCACUGUAUGACAAAUCAAUUGAAUCCCUUGUAAGAUUAAAUCCUUCGGAGUUAACGGAUGUAUUUGAAGGUGCAACCAUAGUAGAUAUUUUAUCCGAGCCAGGAAUCACUGUAUAUGAGUUAGCAAAAAAAGUGAAAUGCUUUAAGACUGAUCAUGAUGCUGAACGAAUCAUAACGGCAGGUGGAUUUUACAUUAAUUAUCAAAGAAUUUCUAAUUUAAAUGAGGUAAUUGUACCUGGCAUCCAUAUACUAAGUAAUAAUUUAUCAUUGCUUAGAGUUGGUAAAAAAACGUAUCAUAUAGUCCGAUGGCAAUAAAAUCAUCUUAAAAAUAUGUAUAAAUGUAUAAUAAACAAUAUAUUUUAGUA
Molecule: messenger RNA, 1822 nt
Organism: Monomorium pharaonis (pharaoh ant)
Lineage: Eukaryota; Metazoa; Arthropoda; Insecta; Hymenoptera; Formicidae
Gene: TyrRS-m
Product: tyrosine--tRNA ligase, mitochondrial
Exons: 3
Coding region: 384-1772 (462 amino acids)
Biological process (GO): tyrosyl-tRNA aminoacylation
Cellular component (GO): cytosol; mitochondrion
Molecular function (GO): RNA binding; ATP binding; tyrosine-tRNA ligase activity
Source: RefSeq, a predicted model, not a curated record